CAAAGGUCUGGGAGUUACAAUAUAUAUUCAUUGUAAUACAUGGGAAACUGGCUUUGCUCAGACUUGAUUUUGGUUCAAAUUAUGAUUUGAAUUUCCCUUCAUUUGAUACUGUGUUGACUGCACAUACCUUCAUUUGAUAUUGUGUAGUCAACACGAUAUGAAAUGAAGGGAAAUGAAAGUACAGCAGUUCUUACUCAUCUUACUGUCUGUGCAUGCACACUAUAUGCAAAAAACAUUUCUAGUGUUUGAGGCUGGAAUGUAUGUUUCUCUUCCCAUUUCAAGGAAGUGAAUUGCUAUUAACCAUUUGUUGAGUGAACACUGACAUCUCUUUAUCCUAGGAGCCAUCAUUUGAGAUGCUUCCGUUGUCUGGGAAAACAAUAAUAUUUGAUAGCUUUCCUGAUCCUUCAGAUACCUGGGAAAUAAUUGAGACUAUUGGCAAAGGAACUUAUGGAAAAGUUUUCAAGGUGUUAAAUAAGAAAAAUGGCAGCAAAGCAGCAGUCAAAAUUUUGGAUCCUGUUCAUGAUAUUGAUGAAGAAAUUGAAGCUGAGUACAACAUUUUGAAAGCUCUCUCUGAUCAUCCCAAUGUAGUCAAAUUCUACGGAAUGUACUAUAAGAAAGAUGUCAAAAAUGGAGACCAGCUUUGGCUAGUUCUUGAGCUGUGCAAUGGUGGAUCUGUGACUGAUCUUGUGAAAGGAUUUCUGAAGAGAGGUGAAAGGAUGAAUGAACUUAUAAUUGCUUACAUUUUACGUGAAGCUCUGAUGGGACUUCAGCACUUGCAUGAAAACAAAACUAUCCACCGUGAUAUUAAGGGAAAUAAUAUCCUUUUGACCACCGAAGGAGGAGUUAAGCUUGUGGAUUUUGGUGUGUCUGCUCAGCUGACCAGCACUCGUCUCCGUCGGAACACCUCCGUGGGCACCCCGUUCUGGAUGGCUCCAGAGGUGAUUGCCUGUGAGCAGCAGCUAGAUAGCUCCUAUGAUGCUAGAUGUGAUGCAUGGUCACUGGGUAUUACUGCAAUAGAGCUGGGAGAUGGUGAUCCACCCCUUGCUGAUUUGCACCCCAUGAGGGCACUCUUCAAAAUACCAAGGAAUCCUCCUCCAACGCUACAGCAGCCUGAACUGUGGUCACCUGAAUUCAAUGACUUCAUUAACAAGUGCUUGACUAAAGAUUAUGAGAAGCGUCCAACAGUAUCUACUCUUUUGCAGCAUGAUUUUAUUAAGCAAAUUGAAGGAAAAGAAAACGUGCUACAAAGGCAACUCAUGGAAUUUAUUGAUGUUCAUCAACAAAUGGGAGUCACUGAAAAGGCAAGAUUUGAACGUAUUCACACAAAGAAAGGGAACUACAGUAAGUCACUAGUUUCAAACCAAGAAGAGGUAGAUGAUUUAGCAACCUUGGAGGUACUGGAUGAGAAUACAGUAACGGAACAGUUGCAGAAGGGUUAUGCCAAGGACCAGAUCUACACAUACGUUGGGGACAUUCUCAUCGCUGUCAAUCCAUUUCGGAACAUAGAUAUUUAUUCUUCACAGCAUUCCAAAUUGUAUAUUGGAGCCAAACGGACUGCCAACCCUCCUCACAUUUUUGCUGUUGCUGACAUAGGCUAUCAGUCCAUGGUGACAUACAACUCUGAUCAGUGUAUUGUUAUUUCUGGAGAAAGUGGAGCUGGCAAGACACAGAGUGCCCAUCUGCUGGUUCAGCAGCUCACUGUCCUCGGCAAGGCUAAUAACAAGACUCUGCAGGAGAAGAUUCUUCAAGUGAACAACCUUGUAGAAGCAUUUGGGAAUGCAGGCACUAUCAUCAAUGAUAAUUCAAGCAGAUUUGGAAAAUAUUUGGAAAUGAAAUUCACUUGUGGUGGCACUGUAGUAGGAGCUCAGAUUUCAGAGUACCUCCUUGAAAAAUCCAGAGUUGUCCACCAGGCAGUAGGAGAGAAAAAUUUCCAUAUUUUUUAUUAUAUUUAUGCUGGUCUCGCAGAAAAGAAAAAACUGGCACAUUAUAAACUGCCAGAAUGUAGACCUCCCAGAUAUCUGCAAAAUGAUCAUUUCAGAAUAGUGCAAGAUUUCAUGAACAAUACCUUUUAUAAGUCUCAGUUUGAAUUAAUAGAACAGUGCUUCAAAGUCAUAGGUUUUACACUGGAGGAACUUGGAAGUGUGUACAGUGUCCUGGCUGCCAUUUUAAAUGUGGGUAACAUUGAAUUUUCUGCAGUAGUAUCUGAACAUAUGAUUGACAAGAGCAACAUUUCCAAUCCUGUAGCCCUUGAAAACUGUGCAUCCCUGCUGUGUAUUCAGGCAGAUGAACUGCAAGAGGCCCUCACCUCUCACUGUGUAGUGACUCGAGGAGAAACAAUUAUUCGUCCCAACACUGUGGAAAAAGCCACUGAUGUCAGAGAUGCCAUGGCCAAAGCCUUGUAUGGGCGCCUCUUCAGCUGGAUAGUCAAUCGCAUCAACACUUUGCUCAAACCUGACAAACAUUUAAGUGAAAAUGACGAUGGCUUGAAUAUUGGAAUUCUUGACAUCUUUGGCUUUGAGAAUUUCAAAAAGAAUUCUUUUGAACAACUGUGUAUCAACAUUGCCAAUGAGCAAAUUCAGUUCUACUUCAAUCAACACGUCUUUGCCUGGGAACAGAAUGAAUACCUUUAUGAAGGUGUUGAUGCAAGAGUUAUAGAAUACGAGGACAACAGGCCCCUCCUAGAUAUGUUCCUGCAGAAACCAAUGGGUUUAUUGUCUCUGCUGGAUGAGGAAAGUCGAUUCCCACAAGCAACAGAUCAGACACUUGUAGAAAAAUUUGAAGAUAAUUUGAAAUCAAAAUAUUUUUGGAGACCCAAAAGAGUAGAUCUAACCUUUGGAAUUUAUCAUUAUGCAGGAAAGGUUCUAUAUAAUGCAAGUGGAUUCCUAGCCAAAAAUAGAGAUACUCUGCCAGCUGAUAUUGUGCUGCUACUGCGAUCAUCUGAAAACAACCUGACACGACAGCUGGUAACUCACCCUCUCACAAAAACAGAAUCUAUACUGAAUGGAGCUGCAGCCAUCUCAAGCCACAAGGGAGAUAUUGGUCGGGUCAAGUGCCAAGGAAGUGGUAGAGAUUUUUUUCAGGGUCCUUUCUUCAGGGUAGGGGAUCAAGACAGGGAGUGGAGUGCAUCUCUUGAGCUGAGGACUGAACAGGAAGGAUCAGGUAACCUGGCACACACCAAAAGCAAAACUACGAUCAGUUAUCAAAUGUGGACCUCCCAAAAAUCAAUCAGUCAUACAAAGAAUGAAGCAGGAGAUACUGGACAUCAUCCAAGAGAAACAACCAGCAUGAAAACACAGACAGUUGCUUCUUAUUUUAGAUAUUCGCUGAUGGAUUUGUUAUCCAAAAUGGUCGUUGGCCAACCCCAUUUUGUCAGGUGCAUCAAGCCAAACAACGACCGGCAGGCAAACAAGUUUGACAAAGAAAAGGUUUUGGUUCAGCUGCGUUACACGGGAAUUCUGGAGACAGCGCGGAUUCGAAGACAGGGUUAUUCACAUCGUAUACUCUUCGCUAACUUCAUAAAACGGUAUUACCUCAUCUGUUACAAAACAAAUGAUGAUCCUCCAGUAAGCCCAGAGACCUGUGCUGCCAUCUUGGAAAAAGCCCACCUUGACAACUGGGUCCUUGGAAAAACUAAAGUAUUCCUCAAAUACUAUCAUGUGGAGCAGCUGAAUUUAAUGCGGAAAGAAACAGUUGACAUGAUUAUUUUGAUUCAAGCGUAUGUCAGAGGGUGGCUGGGUUCGAGGAGAUACAAAAAGAUAAAGGAACAGAGGGAACAAAGUGCUAUUAAAAUACAGUCAGCUUACAGGGGGUUUGUUGCUCGUAAAGAAUACAAAAAUGCAAAGCAUAAUAAAAAAGUGGAAGAAUACAUUACCAAAUUUCAAGCAAUUGCCAGAGGAUACUUACUCAGGAAGAAGAGAAAAGAACUAACUGAAACAAGAAACAAAGCAGCAAUAAGCAUUCAGUCUCACUACAGGGGAUAUAAGGAGAGGAAGGUCUUCAAAAGCAAGAGGGAAUCACUUAGAAAUCAAGAAAUUGAAAAUGCAGCAACCAUUAGCAAGAAGGAAAAUGAUGGAGAACUUCAAGAUCCCAAGGAAAGUCCAACUGAAGUGGAGAGUGCCCUCCCUAGAACGGAAGAAGAAGCAGCUGCCAUAGCAGAGGAUGAAUUAUCUGCUGUGGAAUUCCUUGAAGCACAACUGCAGCCAGCUCAAAAUGAUACACUGGAAGAAGUAGCAAGUGAGGAGACUCAAGAUGAACCUGAUGCUGUCACUGACAGCAAAUGCUCAGGGUACAGUGACACAGGGAAUGGAGAAGAGCAACUGCAAACAUCUAUUGAAGGAGAGGCAGCUUCUGUGAAACAGAACCUGGCAGUAGAAGAGGUUAGUGAAAGUGAAGAACAGGACUCUUUGGAAGAGUUACCCAGCAAAUCUUCUGUCAAAACCUCAGCUGAACCUAGACCCCAGCAAGAGCAAGAUAAUCAAGACACACUCACUGCAGACUGGCAAAAUCAAGAAUCUGCUGUGGUCCAGCCCAGAACUGACAGGGAUGUGGAAAGAAGCUACUUAAAGCGUGAAGCAACAAUGCCUACAGGAGGUAAAGGAAUCACAAGAAAAGAGUCACUAAGAAGAGGCUCAUGGAAGCAAACUGAGGCAGAAAAACAAGGUCCAGAAGACAAAGAGAAGGCAGCAGUAGUAAUUCAGAGCAAUUACCGGGGUUACAGAAGGAGAGGACAACUCAGAAAAGAAGGAAAACUACCUUGCAAAAGUCAAGAGAAAACAAUAAAGGAACCAAAAGAAGCAAUACACGUUCAAAAUAACAAUCCCCAAACAACAAAAGGUAGGGAAUGCACCAGUACAGAAGCGGAAGACUCUAAGACACUGAAGGGAGACUCAGAGAAAGAGGCUUGUGAUUUGGCAGCCUUUUCACGACAGAUAUCAAAAUUAUCUGAAGAUUAUUUAGCAUUGCAGCAAAAACUGAAUGAAAUGAUAUUGUCCCAUCAGCUGAGACCUGUGAUGAUGCCCAAAGAUAAGCAAGCUAAUGGCCGGCUUUCUUCUCAUGUUUGUCAGUCAGUUGUGGCCAAAGUAGAAGAGUCUCGCCCAAUGCAGAGACCCCCCAGAAGGCCACGGAAGCCCAAGACAUUAAAUAAUCCAGAAGACUCCACCUACUACACUCUAAUACAUAAAUCAAUACAAGAUGAAAAACGGAAACCAAGGAAAGAAAGUCUGAGCAAAGUGCUAGAUUUAGAUAUCUACUACCAAGAAAUUUCAUCUACUGACUCCAGCUCCAAGGACAGCAGCACUACCACAAGAAGGAAGCGAUACCCAAUUGAGCGCAGGACUUCCAUUUUACGAGCUACUGAGCGGUCGAGGGUUGCAGAAAGACCCCUGGAAGAGAGCAAAGCCGAAGAUAAUCCCUAUGACUACAGACGACUGCUGCGGAAGACCUCACAGCGCCGGCGCCUUAUCCAGCAGUUCUAGCUGCUGCUGCUGCUCCUGCUGCCAUUUGGCUUUUAUUAGCAUAAUUUUUUUUAUCAUUUUAUACCAUGUGUUUCCUUUUUUUUUUUUAAUCUUCAGUGUUUCAAGUUAAUGUGUGUGUUCAUAUGAAUAUUAAUUACUAUGGUUUACAUCCCAAGACCAUUGCAAAGGGACACUGUCAGUCACAUAUCCUAUUCUUACCUAAUAUAAAAAUCAGCUUUCUUUUGUGUACCAUUGCUACAUCCUAAAAUUAUUAAACAGCUUAAGUCUAGUUUACUUUCCUCAGUGCAUAUUUCUGUUUUUCCACUUCAUCAGUCUCAUCCAAUCAAAAUAAUAAUUUACUUUAUAGUUCCCUAGUUAAGCUUUCUAAUUUCUAUUCACCUUCAGAAAACCUUAGUUAUUGUUUCUAAUAAAUUGUUCUACAGGUGAAAAAAAUGACAAGAGCACCAUGGGGGAAUUUCUGCUUAUUUUAGUUUACAUUGCUUAAAUUUUGGGAUGACCUGUUUGUGGCAAGUGUCCCUUUAAUGAAAAUGUAUACAAUUAAUUGAAUAGCAUACUAGGGCAAUUUAUUUCAUUAUUGACUUUACUGUAAAGCUAGUAGCCAGUUUUAAAGGUCAAUAUUGUGUGUAUAAUCUUUAUGUUGGAGAUGUCCAUUUAUGGGAAGUAUGUCCAGCCCUCUCCUCUGCCUCUGAGCUUUGUGACUAAGUGAUGAACUUCUAAAUCAUGUUUGCUUUGUUCUCAUUUGCAUUAGAUUUUUAGGAAUCUUAAUCUCUGGGGUACCAAGAAAGGAAUAGAAAUACACUCUCUGGUUGAUUGCUGCUGAAAUGUAAUGAUCAUUCGUAAUCAGUUCCACUAGAAAUUAAAUUAAAAUAAAGGCAAUAGCCACAGUGUUCAAAUUUCCCCCUGAUUCCGUAUUCAAAAGACCUUAUUUCACAGAAACCACACAGAUAAUUGCAGCGCUUCCUUUCAGGAUUCAUAAUUGCGUGUUCCCAGCUGCAAAGCAAGAGAAAGCAAAUUUCAUGAUGCCAGCAUAAAGGCCUGAUUCUACUCCGUUCCUCAGCUCUCCUAAAUGUGACAAUUGGCGGCAGCAGUCAGCCACAGGGGCUGGGUUUUGUCCAUUCCCCACGCACAUUUGGCCUUUUCCCCAGAGACAGAUAACCAUUGCUUCCUGAUCUGUAACUCGUUACAAGGCCGUGCACCGGAUUAAAACAUACUGCAAUGUAAAAUUUGCUAUAAAUUGUUAAAAUUUUGAAAUCUGUUCCAAAGUUGUUUUUUCAUGUAUUAAUAAAAUGAUAAAUAAAAAUGUUCAAAGCA
Messenger RNA from Taeniopygia guttata (zebra finch), 6785 nucleotides. NCBI's taxonomy places the organism in Eukaryota, Metazoa, Chordata, Aves, Passeriformes, Estrildidae. The record is from RefSeq and is a predicted model, not a curated record.